CGGACAACUGCUAUUAGUGAAGGAACCGUUUGCGGCGCGGCGCAUGCGCGCAAAGCAAGAACAAGAGCGUUCGCGGCGCGUCUCGGCAGCGAAACGUGCGGCCAGAAGUCCUCCCUGCGACACACAACACGGGGAACUGUCACCACACGCACGUCCCUAGUGGGCGGGGCUACACUUCUCGCCGGCCUUUCAAACUAGAUCCACGCCGACGGAAGACAUGACGCAGUCCGUGGUGGUUCAGGUGGGUCAGUGUGGCAACCAGAUAGGAUGCCGUUUCUGGGAUCUGGCACUGCGGGAACACGCCGCCGUCAACAAGAAAGGAAUUUACGAUGAAGCAUUAAGCAGUUUCUUUAGAAAUGUGAAUACCAGGACAGAUGAUGAUAGCACUGACUGCAGAGGAAAAAUCUAUUCCUUAAAAGCACGCGCUCUCCUGAUUGACAUGGAAGAGGGUGUAGUGAAUGAAAUUCUGCAGGGACCAUUGAGAGAUGUCUUUGAUAGCAAGCAGCUGAUAACAGAUGUUUCUGGCUCAGGGAACAACUGGGCUGUGGGUCACAAAGUUUAUGGGUGUCAAUACCGAGAAGAUAUUGUUGAAAAGCUGAGAAAGACUGCAGAACAUUGUGACUGUCUGCAGUGCUUUUUUGUCAUUCAUUCCAUGGGAGGGGGGACAGGAUCUGGUCUUGGUACAUUUGUACUAAAGCUUCUUGAGGAUGAAUUUCCAGAAGUAUAUAGAUUUGUUACUUCAGUUUAUCCUUCCCAGGAGGAUGAUGUCAUUACAUCUCCUUAUAACAGUGUAUUGGCUAUGAAAGAACUCAGUGACCACGCAGACUGUGUAUUGCCAAUUGAAAAUGAAUCUUUAUUUGACAUUGUUAGCAAAAUUAAUCAGAUGGCCAACUGUGGAAAGUUAGGAUCAACCAUAAAGCCAGCCAGUUUAGUAACUUCAAGUGCAGGUGGAAUAAAGUGUUCUCGGGAGAAACCAUUUGAUGCUAUGAACAAUAUUGUGGCCAACUUACUGUUGAACUUGACAAGCUCUGCUAGGUUUGAAGGAUCUCUUAAUAUGGAUCUUAAUGAAAUCAGCAUGAAUUUGGUUCCCUUUCCUCGACUUCAUUAUCUUGUUUCCAGCUUGACACCUCUGUAUACUUUGGCUGAUGUUAAUGUGCCCUCUCGAAGGUUGGACCAAAUGUUUUCAGAUGCUUUUAGCAAAGAUCACCAACUGUUACGAGCUGACCCAAAGCACAGUUUGUACCUUGCCUGUGCCCUGUUAGUAAGAGGAAACGUGCAGAUUUCAGACCUUCGUAGAAACAUUGAAAGGUUGAAACCUUCACUUCAGUUCGUCUCCUGGAAUCAAGAAGGAUGGAAAACUGGCCUCUGUUCAGUACCACCUGUGGGUCAUUCCCACUCAUUGUUGGCACUAGCAAAUAACACUUGUGUGAAAUCUACUUUUGUAGAGCUCAAGGAAAGAUUCACAAGGCUGUACAAGAAAAAGGCUCACCUUCACCAUUACCUACAUAUUGAUGGGAUGGAGCAGUGCUCUUUCUCUGAAGCGCUCUCAUCUUUGUCUGAUUUAAUAGAAGACUAUAAUCAGCUAGAUGCUGCUAACUGUCAACCUGCUAUAGAUCCACCAAGACUGAAGAUAGCAAUGUAGCACUUGUUACGGGGUGCGUGUUAAAGUUUAGAUCAGCAAAUUAUGCUCACGCAAUCCAGUUAAAAAUAACCUGGUAUGAACUUACUUUGGCUGGGGUUAGUAAAUUCCAUUGUCAAAAGAUAGUGGAACUGUUCAGUUUAAAUGACAGUUUCACAUAUUUCUCAUAUUGCACAGAUGCUGGAUUACAUAUCUCAAAAAAAGUAAAAGGAAUUAUAAUACCUUCUUAUGGUCUACCUCUCGAUGUAAUUUUAACUUAAGCACUAUUUUGAAGAUACUUUUAUAUGUAGAUUAUGAAAACAAACACUUUUAAUAUAAUUUGACCAUAUCAGAUUUUGUCAUAAAUGAAUUUUAUUUACAAGAUAUUUACAUAAUAAAAUGUAUAAUUUCAUAAAAUUUGGCCUUGUCCCUGUGAAUCCUUAUCUACUACAUGCCCCAAACUGUUAUACAUCUGGUUAUCAACUAGUCUAGAGCACCAACUGCAGUUUAACAACAUUACUAGCUCUAAACAGCAAUACAAGACCUGAUAUAUCUACUACUGUAAACUCAGUACAUACUUCUGAAGCUUAUGUUGUAGAGAAAAAUAUGUUAUAGAGAUUUUCCAAGCAAGCUCGGUAACUUUAAAUAAUGCAGUUAUCUGUGAAACGGCAUACAAAAAGGUUCUAUCAUCCAGUUCACAAGUUGAGCAUUUACAUUCUUAAUGAUUUGCAGGCUCUGAUACAAUAUUUUUAAGAGGCAUACAGAAAUGCUGCUAAAUUGCAUGGCUGCUUUAUUUUGUUCUUUUUGUUGAAGAGAAGAGAAAAUAUUAACCUGGGAGAUCAAUAUCAAAGACUGUUCCAUAUAAAAUUGCCUGUCUAGAAAACGGAUUUGGUUCCAGUAAACAAAGGUGUUUCACUACACUAUCGAUCAUCAAGAAAUAUGCAAUUUGAUACAUACAGUCAUGCUUUGUAAAUCUCAUACAUAAAUGCCCAAAUCCUUGUUUUGUGUUCACUCCCUCGGUCACCCUGAUCUAUCUGAGGAGAUGCAUGUGUUGAAGUUUAGGUACCCAUCACUGUUUUGGGUGACAACACACCACCACAUUUUCACACAGGUGCAGUACAAUCCUAUAUGUUUCUAUUCAGAUGUAAACUCCAUUGAGUUCAACGGUGAGUGAUCUUCUUAAUCACAAGUUAACACUAAGCACAUGCAUGCAAACUAUUUGGAUGAAUGAUUUUAUGGGUUUUGAAUUCAUACUUUUGCAUGCAGUCUGAUACUGUUCACUUUACAACUUUGAAAUAUUGGUAUUGCUUUUGCACAAAUUUAUAGAAAAGUGAAGGGGUGACACACAAUGUCCAUGCAUUGCACAUUCCUAAUUGAAUUUCUAACCAUACCUGCACUGAACAGGGAAGGUCUUCAUGGAGCUUUCACUCAUGUUCAGCUGAACAUCUCAUGCAGGCUUUAUGAGGUCCCUUGCAGACCUGUUCAGUGUGGAGAUGAUCAGGGAUUGAGCACUUGGAUGUUGGGGUGGGGCUUGUACAUGCAUCUUUGGGCAAACAUCCAUAUGAAUC
Molecule: messenger RNA, 3186 nt
Organism: Zootoca vivipara (common lizard)
Lineage: Eukaryota; Metazoa; Chordata; Lepidosauria; Squamata; Lacertidae
Gene: TUBE1
Product: tubulin epsilon 1
Biological process (GO): microtubule-based process
Cellular component (GO): microtubule
Molecular function (GO): GTP binding
Source: RefSeq, a predicted model, not a curated record